UAUGCCUGUUCAAGGGGAGUGGCACUACAUAUAGCUGAGCGUAGAGUAAAGUAGUAUUGUACUAUCGCGUGCUGCUAUCUUCCAUGGAUGAGCAUGCCCGCCCCACCUCCUCCACCAGCAACCCUCCCUCCCCAGCAUCUUUCUUCUCCGCUGCCGGCAACGGCGGCCUGGUGCUCGAGUUCCCCUACACCGAGGUGCUGGAGCAAUGGCUGAUGGACGACGACGACGACAACGCACAGGACCAGCCGCCCCUAGAGCAUGGAGCCGUGUCGGGCGACGGGGGCGGAAGCUCCGCUGACUUGUCCAGCAUGAAUAAUAAUAACCCGCCGGCAGCUGCGGCGACGAAGCGGCGGGGGCGGAAGCCUGGGCCCAGCUCCGGGGCCGGCCCUGCCUUCAGCCACGUGGAGGCCGAGCGGCACCGCCGGGACAAGCUCCACCGCCGGUUUUGCGACCUCCGCGCCGCCGUGCCCAACGUGACCCGGAUGGACAAGGCGUCCCUCCUCGCCGACGCCACGGCCUACAUCUCCGAGCUGCGCGCCCGCGUGGAGCAGCUCGAGGUCGAGGCCACGCGGGCCGCCUUGCGGAAGGCGAGCCCGUUCCUCGUGGUGGACGACGACGGCGCCGCCCCGGCGGCCGGCUCGUUCGGGCUCGAGGAGGAUGAGAAGCUGGAGGUGCGGAUGGUGGUCGGGCAGGAGUCGGCGGCGCUGCGCCUGACGACCGCGGCGCGUCACCGCCACGCCACCGCGCGCCUCAUGGACGCGCUCCGCUCGCUGGACCUGCCCGUGCAGCACGCCUGCGCGUGCCGCGUCGGCGGGGUGGUCGUGCAGGACGCCGUCGUCGACGUGCCCACCGCGCUGCGGGACGAGGGCCGCCUCCGGGCGGCGCUGCUCCACAGGCUGCAGCACAGCGGCUAGCUGUAGCUGGCUUGUCGCCGGCAGCCUUGCAUUGGCCGGCCGGCUUGGAAUCACUGCCAUCUGGCCUGUAACGUGCAUAUCUCUUCUCACCAGUCACCAUUGUUGAUCGAUGUUGCGUCGUCCGUGGUCACACUUUGCACGCAUUGUAAUGCGCGCAUGGUGGUUAUCUUUUAGGUGGUAAUAAUAUAAUGCUUCCGCGCGUAAAUAAUUUCAAUGGUUCAGUGAGUGUUUGGAGUAGAUGUAGAGGUGCAUGUGCGUUUCUGCGAAAUUUUGAGAUCAGUUCAAAUUUGAACAUAAUCUCAAUACUUUCCCACACCAUGCUACAUUAUCAUUAAUCCAAAUAACAGGCCUUUAAUUUAAGCAUUCUA
Molecule: messenger RNA, 1282 nt
Organism: Setaria italica (foxtail millet)
Lineage: Eukaryota; Viridiplantae; Streptophyta; Magnoliopsida; Poales; Poaceae
Product: transcription factor bHLH14
Exons: 1
Coding region: 84-914 (276 amino acids)
Biological process (GO): regulation of DNA-templated transcription
Cellular component (GO): nucleus
Molecular function (GO): transcription cis-regulatory region binding; DNA-binding transcription factor activity; protein dimerization activity
Source: RefSeq, a predicted model, not a curated record